This is a messenger RNA of Plasmodium relictum, 7281 nucleotides long. RefSeq names its product variant-silencing SET protein, putative (gene SETvs). Gene Ontology annotation, molecular function: protein binding; histone H3K36 methyltransferase activity. NCBI's taxonomy places the organism in Eukaryota, Apicomplexa, Aconoidasida, Haemosporida, Plasmodiidae. Gene Ontology annotation, biological process: regulation of DNA-templated transcription. The transcript is spliced from 5 exons. The record is from RefSeq and is a predicted model, not a curated record. Gene Ontology annotation, cellular component: nucleus; chromatin. Bases 1 to 7281 code for a protein of 2426 amino acids.
AUGGAAAAUAAAAAUUCAAAAAAUAGUAUAUGUGAAGAUACCACAAAUUUAAAAAAAAAUAAAACAAAAAAUAGACAAUUAAAUAUAUUAAAUGAUAAUGAAACGAGCAAUAAAAAAGUUAAAUACAACCAGGUAAAAGAAGAAUAUGAAAAAGGAGAAAUUUUUUUAGAAAACAUUUUACAUAUAGAUAAUUAUAUAAAAAAUAAUGAAAAGGAAAAUGAAUAUAUAGAUAAUAUAAAUUGGAAAAAUAUUAAUAAAUCAUUAGCAUGCUAUGAAAAUAAAAAUAGAAAAACUUUAUAUAGACAUAAUGUAAUAAAUGAAGAACAGAAGAACAUUGAAUUAUUAUUAUCAAGACAAAAAAACUUAGAACAUCUAGAAACAAUAAAUUUUGAUGAUUUAAUUAAAAAUAAUUUUUUUAAUUCAUUGAGUAAUAAAACUAUCGUAAAUAAUAAAAAUGGGGAAAAAAAUGAGAACAAAAAUAAUACCAAUUCAUCAGAAGAAAGUGAAAGAAAUAGCCUAGUAGAUAUACUUUAUAAAAUAAAAAAAGAACAAGAACAAGAUCAUGAAGAACUAGAACAAUAUGAAGAAAAAGAAGUAGAGGUAGAGUAUGAUGAACAAAAGGAAGGAGAAGAAAACGAAGAAGAACAAGAGGAAGAAAAAGAGGAAGCAGAAUAUGAAGAAGACGAAGAAAUAGAUGAAGAACAAGAAUACGAAGAAGAAGAAAAGGAAAAAAAGAAAACCAAAAAGAAAGAAAAGGAAGAGGAAGAAGAAGAAGAAGAAAAGGAAAAAGAGAAAACAAAAAAGAAAGAAAAGGAAGAGGAAGAAGAAGAAGAAGAAGAAGAAGAAGAAGAAGAAGAAGAAGCGGAAGAAGAGGAAGAAGAGGAAGAAGAUGGAGAAGAAGAAGAAGAAGAUGAAGAAGACGAAGAAGAAAGAAAAAAAGAACAAAAAAAUGAACAGAAAAAACAAGAGAAAGAGAAAGAGAAAGAAAAAGAAAAAGAAAAAGAGAAAAAGAAAGAGAAAGAGAAAGAAAGAGAAAAAGAACAAGAACAAGAACAAGAAGAAAAGGUAAAAAGUGACUAUAGUAAAAAUAAAAAUAUAAUAGAACUAGAAAAAAACAAAAAGGAAAUGUUUAUUUUUAAAAAUAGUACAAUGAAUAAUGAAGAAAAAAAAAAGAACAAGCAAGUCGAAUAUUCUAACGUAGUAGAUAUAUGUAAAAGUUACAUAAAAAAUUUUAAUAAUGUGAAUAAAAGGAUAAAUAAAAGUAAAAAUAUAUUAGAAAAUUCCAAAAAAGCAAAUAAUACAUUAAAUUUAAAUGAAAAUAAUAAUAACAAUGUAAGUAAUAAUAAAAAUAGCAAUAACAUUAUUAAUAAUAAUAAUAGUAUUAAUAAUAGUAGUAAAGAUUAUAAUAGUAAUAAUAUUAUUAAUAAUAAUUGUAAUAACAGUAGUAAUAUUAUUAAUAAUAGUACUAAUACUAAUAAUAAUAUUAUUAAUAAUAAUAAUACUAAUAAUAAUAGUAAUAAUAUUAUUAAUACUAAUACUACUAAUAAUAUUAAUAAUAAUAAGAAUAAUAAUGAUAAUAAGAAUAAUAAUAAGAAUAAGAAUAAUUAUGAUAAUAAUAAUAAGAAGAAAAAUAAGAAUAAUUAUGAGAAUAAUAAUGAGAAUAGUAAUAAGAAUAAUUAUGAGAAUAAUAAUAAUGAUAAUAAUAAUAAGGAUACAAAUAAGAAUAUUUACGAUAGUAAUAAUAAUGAAGAUAUAUACAAAACACAAAACGGCUUGAAUUCCCCAUUUAUGUUGGAUGAACUAAAAAAAAAAAGUCAUAAUUAUAACAAAAACGAAUAUAACUCAGAUGAUAACACACAAAGAAAAAGCACAAAUUCAUAUUCAUUACUAAUAGAAGAAAACCAAAAAAAUGACGAAAAUAUAAAAACAAAUAAAUAUAAUUACAAUAUUAACAAAUUAAGUAACGAAAUUCAACUUUCCAAUGAAUAUGAAUUUGCUGGCUAUAACGAAACGAAUGAUUUUCAUUUAGAAGAUAGUAUAAAUAGAGAAAUAUCAGAUAAAAAUGAGAAAUCAUUCAUAAAUAGUAUAUUAAAUAAUAAUUAUAAUUAUGAAAAUAAGCUUUUAUUAGAUAAAACAAAAUAUUGCAAAGAAAAUAAUUUAAAUGGAAAAAACGAUAUAAACGAUAUAUUAAAAUGCUCCAAUGAUCUUUCUUCAAAUUAUAAUUUCCAAAAUUUCAAUUUAAAAAAAAAUAUAAAUCCACAAAUAAUACUGGAAUAUAUAAAUAGCUUUAAUUCGAAUAAUUGUAAUUCAAAUGAUAAAACAAACAAAAAUAAUGUAUCCAUUAAUAAUUUAUGUAAUUACAAUGUAAGUAAUAAUAAAGUAAGAAAUUUAAUUAAAAAUAAUAAAAAUAUAAAUAACGUGGUAAAUAUUUUCCAAAAAAAUUAUAUAAAUAAGUCAAGCAAACAUAAUGAAAAUGAGGGUACCAUACCAGAUAAUAACAAUAAUUUUAAUUCCAAUCAAGAAACAAAUUUAGAUAAAAAAGAGUUAACGGAUAUUAAUUCCAUCUCAUUAAUAAAUGAUAUAGACACUAAAAGCACAAGUUUUAUAAAUGAUACUAACAAAAUAAACAUUAUAAAUGGAAAUAGUGAAGUAAAUUUAUUUAACAUGAAACAUAAUGGUAAGUUAAUUGAACGAUCGCAAUAUUUGAAAAAUAAAGAAAUUCAUAUGACAAAAAAAAAUGAAGAAUACAAUGAAGAAAAUAAAGACAACAAUGAACAAGAAACAAUAUUAAAUUCAUAUUAUGACGAUGUUAUUAAUUGUUAUAGAAACUAUACUAUAAAUGGUUAUGAUGACGAAAAACAUUUUUAUUUUUGUGAAUUUUGCGAACAGAAUAUCUUUAAUUUAAAUAGUAUAUUAAAAGAAGAUGAUGUGAAAGAAUAUAUAUAUACUUGUAAUAUAUCUUGCGGAAGAAUAUUUCAUAAAAAAUGUGUAAGUUAUAUUAAAAGAGAUGAUAAUUAUAUUUGUUUUUUUUGUUUAUAUGAUAUUAAUUUUUGUACAUUAUGUAAGGAUAUCACUACAAAUGAUAAAUUAUUACCAUGUUAUUAUCCAUUAUGCAAUAUUGCCUUUCAUUUAAAUUGCAUUGAGGAUUUAAAUUUAUUUAAAACAGAAUGCUUAAAACAGUACUCUUAUGUAUCAUGUAAUAUAACUAGUCAAGAAAAGAAAGAUGUAAAUAAUAAAAUGAACGAACACGAUAUUAUAGAAAUUAAUAAAGAUAAUUACGAAAAAAACGAUGUAAAUAAUAAAAACAAAGUUGGAAUUAAUAAUAAAAUAAUGAUUAAAAAUAAUUUGUGUGGUGAUACAUCUGAUAUCACUACUACAAUAAAAAAUCAAAUAAAUCAUUCUCUGAAAGAUGAGUAUUCAGAUAACAAUAAUAAGAAAAAUAAUAAAAUGGAUAAUGAUUUUAAUAAUUGUUUCAUUAAUAAUAAUGAGCAUUUACAUGGUAAUUUAAAACUUAAUAGAUAUAUAUGCCCUUUACAUGUAUGCUAUGUAUGCAAAGAUUUUUAUAUAAUAAAUUUGGAGAAAGUAAAAAAUAGAUUAAACAAUUGUUUAUUUAGAUGUAUAAAAUGUUUUAAAUCGAUUCAUCUUCAUUGUAUGAGUAAUAAUUAUAUAAUAUCUUAUAAGCAAAAAAUUAUGUUUUGCUCAAGUCAUAUAGAAUAUUAUAAAAGAAAACAUAUGGAAUCAAUGAAUGCUCUAAAGAAAAAUUCAGAUGAUAAAAAUUUUGUUAAAAAAAAUAGAUUUAAAAAUGAUAUAGAUGAAAAUAAUAUAUAUCCUUAUGUAGAGUUAGAUAACAUCUCAGUUAUGUCAAAUAUGCAUAAUUCUCCUAUUACAAACAUUUUAUUAAAUAAUACAACUACGAAUGAAAAUGAAAAAAUGAAGAACAAAAAUAUAUUAUGUAAUGACGAAGAGUUAAAGAAAAAUGAACACAUGUGUAAAUCUAGAACUUGCAAUUUUAAAAAAGAUAAUAAUAAUUAUCAACUUAAGGAAAAAAUGGAAAUAAAUUAUGAAAAUGGAUAUAACAACAACAUAAAUAGAAAAAUAAUAUUUGAUUUAACUGAAGGAGAAGAAGAUAAAUUGGAUAUUCUUAAAGAACUCCAAAAUAAAAUAAAUAUCAAUAAGAAUUCUUACCAAAAGAAUAUUAAUCAUUUAACAGAAAAAGAUAGUUAUAAAUCAAGUUUUUUGAAUAAUAAUCAUAAUUAUAAUGUAAAUGAUGAUAUUUAUACAAAUAUUGACGAGCAAAGAAUAGUGAAUAAUACAAAUUUAAACAAUUUAUCUAACAUUUUUGUAGAAAGUAUUAAUAAGAAUAAUUCACAUGAAACAAAUGAAAAUUUGAAUACUAUUAAUAAUGAAGAUAUUAAUGAUGGCAAUAACUGUAUCAAAAAAAAAAGAAAACUUUCUAAUUUUAAUGAACUUGAUAUUUUAAAAAAUUAUAAUUUAGAUAUAAAUAUUUUAAGUGAUUUUACAAGACAUAAAUCAGAUUCAACAUCACCGCAAAAAACAAAUAAUGCUUUGAAGAGUGAUAGAGAUACAAAUGAGGGAAUCAAUUAUGAAAAUAACUUAGAAAAUAAUGUAAUUGAUAAUGAAGUAUAUGAUAAUUAUGCAAAUAAUUUAAGUGAAAAUUUUGAUAAAAACGAAAGGUGUAAUAUAAAUGAAAAUAUAAAUAAUAAAAAUGAAAAAAUUAUUGAUUUCUUUGAUAAUUUUAUUAUUAAUAAUGAUAUUUAUAUGAAAAAUCAGAAAAAUUAUGACAAUUAUAAAAAUGAAAAUAUUAAUAAAGAAAAAUAUUCAAAUUUAUGUUGUGAUACUUUUACAAAUGAAAAAUUAAAAAAAGAAGCAGAAUAUAAUUUUAUAACUAUUAAAAUUAGAAAAAUUUUAGAUAUUGAAAAAUCAUUAUUAUCAUUAAAUGAAAUUAAUGCAGAUCAAAUAAAUGAAGAAUGUGAGGAACAGAUAAACGUCUUAUGUUCCUUGAGAGAAGAUUUUAUUAACUAUGUAAUAUUUUUAUUUAAUAAGAAAAUUGAAAAUGAUAGAAGUAACAAUUAUAAAAGUCAGAAUCUAAUAAAAAUGAGCAUUGCUGAUAUUAGUAAUAUAUCAAAUGUAAAAGAAAUUAUACCUCAGGAAAAUUCAAAUAAAAAUUCAUUAUUUGAUUUAAACAAUGAUAUGAACAAAAAUGAUAAUACUAACAAAAAUGAUGACAACAAAAUGAAAUAUAUAUCUAAUAAUCUUCUAAAUACAGUUCGUAAUGAGUUAAAAAAUAUAUCAAGUUCAUACAUUGAAGAAACAAGUGUGAACCGAAUUGAAGGGAAUAUUAUAAACGGUGUAAAAAAAGAAGGAAUAUUAUCUCAUACUUAUGAUAAAAAGGACGAAGAUAGUGAAGUAAUGGAGAAUAAAUGGAAACAUAAUAUAAAUAGUGUAAAUACAGACAAAGAUAACGGAAAAGCAGAAAUUAUAAAAAAUAAAGAAGAAAAAGUGACUAAAGGUAUGCAAAUUGAUAUCAAUGAAAAAAUAGAUCAAAAUACAAAGAUAAAUGAAGAUAAUAAAUUUGAAAAAACAGAAGAAAAAAUAAAUAAUUAUGAUGAAAAUGGAAAUGAAGAGGAGGAUCGUAUAAAAGGAAAGAAGAAAAAUUUGAAAAAUAGCAAAAUAGAUAUGAAUGAUUUUUUUUCAACUACAAAGAAUGGCUAUAAAAUUGAUGUAAACACAUUAAAAAAAUAUAGUCAUUAUUUAAAUUUUGAAUAUAUUUCGAAAAAUGUUUAUUUAAGUGACCAAUAUAAAAAUUUAUUAUCCUGUAAGUCAGACGAUUAUAGAUGCCUAUGUCAUGGAGAGUGUGAUCCUUUCACUUGCUAUAAUUCAUUGAGCAAAAUCCAAUGUUCCAAAAAUAGGUGUAAUUUGCCCAUAGAAAUACAAGAUAGAAAAUGCUUUAAUCGCCCCUUUAAACAUUCAGCAAUAAAAGAUUUAGAAAUUAAAAAAACAGAAAGAACAGGAUAUGGCGUAUUUUGUAAACGGGAUAUAAAAAAUGGAGAGUUAAUUUGUGAAUAUGUUGGAGAAGUUCUCGGAAAAAAAGAUUUUGAAAAAAGAAUGGAAACAUAUAAAGAAGAAAGUAAAAAAACAGAUAUGUACAAUUGGUACUCAAUACAAAUAAAUAGAGAUGUUCAUAUUGAUAGCAGAAGAAAAGGAAGUAUUUCAAGAUUUGUUAAUCAUUCUUGUUCACCAAAUAGUGUUUCACAGAAAUGGAUUGUACGUGGAUAUUAUAGAAUUGGAAUUUUUGCUUUACAAGAUAUUCCUUGUGGUGAAGAAAUUACUUAUAAUUACAGUUAUAAUUUUGUUUUUAAUAACUUUGAAUGUUUAUGUAAUUCUUCCAAUUGUAUGAAUUAUAAUUUGAAAAGAAAAAAUGAAAGUGAUAACGAUAUAAGUGAUGGCGAAAUAACAAAUAAUGACAUUUUUAAUCCAAUAGAAAAUUUUAAUAAUUUACAUAAAAAAUUGCAAGAUUGGAAUUUAAGUAUAGACAAUACAGCAACGAAAGGAUUGUAUCAAUACAAUAAAAUAAAUGCAACUAAUUUGAGAUUAAUGGAAUGCUAUUCUACUUGGAUAUUUUACGAUUUGAAUUUUCAAUGGAAUCAUUUUUUUUCCCUUAAAUCAAAACCAUUUAAUACUUCUACGGAAUUUUGGAAAAUUCUUGUUUCUUCAUUUUCAGAUGGAGAAAAAAAUAUAAUAAAUUGUUUUAGUUUAUUCCUACCAUCACUUAUUAAAAUAGGGCAAUUAAGAAGAAUACAACAGUAUAGCUAUAUUUUACAUAGUAUUGUUGGUGCUGAACAUGAAAUGUGGAAUUUAAUUGAUAAAGGAUUUGCUGAUGAUGAAGUAUGUAGAAAAUGUAAAAGCUGUGGUAACUUAACGAUGUGUGAUAAAUGCUUUAAUAGUUACCAUCAUAGAUGUGGAAAUAUGCAUUCAAAAGUUUACAAAAAUAAUGAACUAGUUUUAUGUAAAUUUUGUCAGAAAUAUGAUUACAAGAUAAAAUGGAUCAAGCAAAAUUAUAGAGAUAAAAUGAAAAGUUGCAUAGAAAUUCGUAGUAAUGCAUUUUAUAAAAUAAAUCGUGAUAUUAUAUCAUUAUUAGAACAAUCAGUAAAAUACACAGAAAAUCAAACAAUUCAAUCCAUUAGUGAACACAAUUCAAAAGCGUGUAACAGUAAAAAAUUGAAGUUAAAAAAAUUUCAAUAUAAAUAUGUAAAAAUAUAG